CGCUCGUCCAAUCGGAUGCGAGUGAAUUAAUGCGGACCGUGACGCACCGCGAGCGCUGCUGCUGGAGUCGGUGUGGCACGAGCGCGGACGUUACAGAGGUGAGUCAUCAUGAAUUACCUGCGCAGACGUCUGUCGGACAGCAGUUUUGUAGCCAAUCUGCCCAACGGCUACAUGAUGGACCUUCAGCGUCCGUCCAGCUCCAGCAGCUCUCCAGCGUCUCCGGCCACAGAGCGCCGCCCGGCACCGGCCCCGGCCCCGGCACCAGCACCGGCACCGGCACCGGCCCAGGCCCCGGCCCCCGCGGGCUUCCUCAGCUCCUUCUCCAGCGUGGUGAAGACGGCUCAGAUCGCCAGCGCCGUUCACGCCAAAGCCGCCGCCGCCGUGCACGCAGACGCCGCUAAACCCGCUGUACGCAAACCCAAAAUCCUGCUGGUCAUCGACGAGCCGCUCACAGACUGGGUGAAGUACUUUAGAGGACAGAAGCUGAACGGAGAGUAUGAGAUCCGCGUGGAGCAGGCUGAGUUCACUGAGAUCAAUCUGGUGUCGUAUGUGAACUCCGGCUGUACGGUGGACAUGCAGGUGAACCGCGGAGGAACCAAAGUGGUCAGAUCGUUCAGGCCAGAUUUUGUGCUGAUCCGCCAGCACGCCUACAGCAUGACCCCGGGAGAGGACUUCAGGAACCUGGUGAUCGGUCUGCACUACGGCUCCGUUCCCAGCGUUAACUCGCUCUUCUCCAUCUACAACUUCUGCAGCAAACCCUGGGUGUUCUCUCACAUGAUCAAACUCUACCAGACUCUGGGUCCAGAGAAGUUCCCGCUCAACGAGCAAACCUUCUUCCCCAACCACACGCAGAUGCUGCCCACCGCAUCAUUCCCAGUGGUGGUGAAGAUGGGACACGCCCACGCCGGCAUGGGCAAGAUAAAGGUGGAGACAGCGAAUGAUUUCCAGGACAUCACCAGUGUGGUUGCCAUCGCUAAAACCUACGCCACGGCCGAGCCCUUCGUCGACUCCAAAUACGACAUCCGCAUCCAGAAGAUCGGCAGCAACUACAAAGCCUACAUGAGGACGUCCAUCUCAGGGAACUGGAAGGCCAACACCGGUUCAGCCAUGCUGGAGCAGAUCGCCAUGACAGACAGGUAUCGUCUGUGGGUGGACUCUUGCGCUGAGAUAUUCGGAGGUCUGGACAUCUGCGCGGUCAAAGCUGUCCACGGCAAAGAUGGGAAGGACUACAUCAUAGAGGUGAUGGACAGCUCGAUGCCUCUGAUCGGUGAGCAUGUGGAGGAAGACCGUCAGCUGAUCUGUGAUCUGGUCAUCAGUAAGAUGGCCUUCGCUCUGCUGGGAGUGACCACACCACAAACGUCCACUAAGACUCAACCUGGACCGCAGACAACUCAACCGAGACGAGUUCCAGGUGGUCCUUGUUCUGGCUCUGGUCCUCCGUCUCAGUCGGGUCAGGCGUCUCCUCAGCGCGCCCGAUCUGCCUCUACCUCGCCCAGUCAGGCCUUCCAGCCCGGACCCAUUCCCUCCGGCGGAUCCGGAUCCCAGAAACAACCCACGCAGCUCAAUAAAUCGCAGUCGCUCACCAACACCUUCAGCGAGACGCUGCGUGGGAACGCGACGGACGACGAGGCCAAAGCAGAAACCAUCCGCAGCCUCCGCCAGUCCUUCGCCAGCCUGUUCUCCGACUAACACACACACACACACACACACAUGCAUCACGUCUGUGUGUUUGAUCAGUUACAGUUCAUUCAGUUGUGUGGCAUCUGUAAUAAUCCGCCGUCAGACAAACACGCCUUCGACAAGCCGUCAUCAAUCCUCCAUAUCUCAUGAUUUUAUAGACAUGACAAACCAGCGGCUCUCAACUUAAAAUAAGACAAAACAAGCUUUAAAAUAAGUCACGUUUAUUUCUGCAGCGCUUUAUACAAUACAGAUUGUUUCAAAGCAGAUUGACGGAAAUAAACAGAAAAAUAACACAAUCAGUGAUGCAAACUUCAUCAGAAAGAGCUGUACAGAAGACAAUACUAGUGUAAUUAUUCAGAUCAAUUCAGUUCAGUUUAUUUCAAUAACAGUGUCAGUGUUGCUGAUGUCGAUUUUAGUCUAAUCUUUAUAAACCAAAAUUCAAGAUGAAAACUGACAUUAUUAUUUUUAUUUAUUUACUUAUUUUAUUUUUUUCUUUAACAGUAAUCAUUUUUAUUUCAGGGUUCUCACCGUCUUGGAAAACUUGAAUAUAUGAGGCAAUAUAAAAGUUAGAAAAUAAAUGUACAUGUUUAUAGUUACUAAAAUACAUAUAUUGAGUGGAAUAAAAUUUGUGAGUUAAAACUAUUUUAAAACCUUAUUCCAUUGUCACGAACAAGUGGAAGAAACGUAUAAUUCAUUAUUGAGCCAUGAUGAACAUCCAGUUCUUGAAUCUUAUGAAAUUAUUUAGUUCAUUUUCUUAUAUUAUUUAAUUAUAUUUAUUUAAGUUUAUCACUUUAAUAUAAUUAUUUAUUAUGAUUUUAUAUAGAUUAUUUUAUUAUUUUAAUAUAUUGACACUCCUAGCUUCUGUAAAUUAAAACUUUGUAAACCAGCGUUUUUGUUGUUACAGUAGAAGUAUCUGUUUUCUAUGGAAGUCCAUUCCCGCCACAGUUGAGAAAAAAUAUGAUUCUGUAAGUCAUAAUAAUCAGAUACUUUCUCAAAAUAAUGAGAAACUUUCUCAAAGUAAUAAGAAACUUUCUCAUAAUAAUGACUUAACAUCUCGUAAUAACGAGAAACUUUCUCAAAAUAAUAAAAACUUUCUCAUAAUAAUGACUUCUCGUAAUAACGAAAACUUUCUCGAAAUAAUGAGAAACUUUCACGUAAUAAUGACUUAACAUCUCGUAAUAACGAGAAACCUUCUCGAAAUAAUGAAACUUUCUCGUAAUAAUGACUUAACAUCUCGUAAUAACGAAAAACUUUCUCGAAAUCAUGAGAAACUUUCACGUAAUAAUGACUUAACAUCUCGUAAUAACGAAAAACUUUCUUGAAAUAAUGAGAAACUUUCUCGUAAAAAUGACUUAACAUCUCGUAAUAACGAGAAACUUUCUCGAAAUAAUAAAAAACUUUUUCAUAAUGACUUAACAUCUCGUAAUAAUGAGAAACUUUCUCGAAAUAAUGAGAAACUUUCUCGUAAAAAUGACUUAACAUCUCGUAAUAAUGAGAAACUUUCUCAAAAUCAGUGCUGUCAAUCGAUUAAUCGCAUCCAAAAUAAAAGUUUUUGAUUACAUGAUAUAUGUGUGUGUACUGUGUUUAUUUAUUAUGUAUAUGUGACCCUGGACCACAAAUCAGUCAUAAGUGUCAAUUUUUUUAAAAUUGAGAUUUAUACAUCAUCUGAAAGCUAAAUAAAUUUGUUAGGAUCGGACAAUAUUUGUCUGAGAUACAACUAUUUGAAAAUCUGGAAUCUGAGGGUGCAGAAAAAUCAAAAUACUGAGAAAAUCGCCUUUAAAGUUGUUCAAAUGAAGUUCUUAGCAAUGCAUAUUACUAAUCAAAAAUUACGCUUUGAUAUAUUUACGGUAGGAAAUUUACAAAAUAUCUUCAUGGAACAUGAUCUUUACUUAAUAUCCUAAUGAUUUUUGCCAUAAAAGAAAAAUGGAUAAUUUUGACCCAUACAAUUGCUAUUGCUACAAAUAUAGCUGUGCUGCUUAUGACUGCUUCUGUGCUCCAGGGUCACAUAUAUAAAAUACACACACAUACUGUAUAUAUUUUGAAAAUAUUUACAUGUAUAUACAUUUAUAUUAUUAUAUUUUUUAUUAUAACUAUAUAUAAUGUAUAAACAUAACAUAUUUUUCUGAAAUAUAUACAUGCAUGUGUUAUGUAUUUCUAUAUACAUAAUAAAUAUACACACAUAUAUUAUGUAAACAAAAACCUUUAUUUUGGAUGUGAUUAUUUGCGAUUAAUUGUUUGACAGCACUACUUGAAAUAAUGAGAAACUUUCUCAAAGCGGCGGAAACGGGCUUCCAUAGUUUUCAGAUAUUGUGUUGGAUAGUGAGUGUUGAGAGCCGCUGUAAUAAAGUCUCUCGUGUGAUUUGUGUUUCGGUGAUUCGGUGUGUCAUGAAUCAGAUGGGAGUGAAUCGGUGCGUUCCUGCAGAUUCUCUCUCUCUCUUCCAGCGUGUCUAAAGCCAUCAUCAGAUCUGAUGCAAACCAGUAUCGAGCAGCAAUAUUCCCGUGAAGGAAUAGAGCUCCGUCUUCCACCUGCCAUCAAUCUUCCCUUUAUGAAGCGCCACGAUCUACUUGAGCUUCUGUGGGUUCUUCUGCAGAAUCUCUGGUGUUUCUCAGCUCGGCUGAAUCUGUACAGUAUACUGUGCAGCGUAUAUUUCAUAUAAAGCAAUGAAACUUCAAUGAAAUACCGCACUCUCAGCUAACACGGAAUGUUCUCAGAACGUUCCGGCAACGCUAUGAACAAACGUUCUUCCAGUAACAUUAAUAGAACAUGCGUUAUCUGUUCUUUAAUAAAAACAUAAUAUACAUUUAAUGUUUUUGACUGAAACAUUUUAGUGUAACGUUCAUCUAACGUUUUUUUAAACGCUACUCUUUGGUUCAGAACGUUCAGAGAACAUUCAAAAGUAACGUUUCCAUAAUGUUUGCAAAAUAAGAUGAAAUGUUUCCUUAAUGUUCGCAUAACACAAGAACAUUUAAAAAACUGCACAGCAAAAAUGAUUUUCUUCCUUAGUAUUUUUGUCUUGUUUUCUAGUAUAAAUAUCUAAGAAUUCUUGAAUCAGGAUGCAUUUACUUGACAAGAUAUUAUGUCUGGUUUUCUGAAAAAAUAUCCAAAUUUUGUUAGUUUUUGCUUAAAACAAAUAAAAAAUAUCUGCCAAUGGGGUAAGAAAAAUAAUCUUGUUUAGCCUUUGAGUUAAUUCAAGAAUUUGUAGAUAUCUAUACUAGAAAACGAGACUAAUGCUAAGGAAGAAAAUCCUUUUUUUUCUUUACUUUUUCUUUUUUUUUUUUUUUUUGCAGUGUGGAAAACAUUUGGAAAUAACGUGAAUGGGAACGUUAGCAAAACGUUCUUAGAAUAUAUUUUUGUUAGCCGGACUAGCGUUUGAAAUCGGUUAAAUGAGCCGCUCGCUUAUAAUUCUGAUCUAAUUCAAUGUUUAGUUUAUUAACGAAUCACUGAGAUUUUGUUCAUAAUUAAUAUUCACAUUAAUAUCGUACAGUACCGUGUUUAAUUUUACGUUUACGUUCGGCUUCUUGAAAAGGACCAAACUCUUGAAGUGUUCUGUGAAAAUCGAUUUGCUGUUUUUCUGACGUGCCGUUCGCUUUCCGUUUGAAUGAAUCGCACUGAAUCAUGUGCAGCGAAGCCAUAAAACAAACGACUCACGUGAUUCAAACGCUUCGUGUGUCUUGAUUCCUUCAGCUCGUGUUUGAGAUUCUUCUGAUCAUGUUCUGUGCCUCCGACAAACUAUUAAUCAAACGUAUUCGAGAUUUUGUGAUGCGGAGCCUUUUAUAUGAUUCUUUUGAUUCGUUCGGAUUGUUUUCAGAGCUCCAUGUGGAUCGUUGCGCAGUGUUGUUGUCGUCAGAAACGUUUGCAUGAAUUGUGAGAGGUGUUUUCAUUUAUGUCUGAGGAGCUGAAAUCAAUAAUCAGAGGUUGUGUGAAUGAGAGCAGAUGAAACGAUGAAAUAACAAACAGCCGCGAACAGAAGAACAAAGAUCCGUGAGUUCAUUCUAAUUGACUCGGGUGAUUUACCGCGGUAAAUGUGGCAUGACGCGUCUGUAUUUGUGUCUCACUGCUUCACGUGUGUCUUAAUGUGUUAUAAACUCUCUUCAUUCUGGUUUUGAUUUUAUUUUUUAUAUUCUGUCUCUGAUUAAUGGAAAUGCUAUUAAAACCAAUCGUGUUUAAUAUGAA
Onychostoma macrolepis is the source of this 5854-nucleotide messenger RNA. RefSeq names its product synapsin III (gene syn3). The transcript is spliced from 14 exons. Gene Ontology annotation, biological process: neurotransmitter secretion. Gene Ontology annotation, molecular function: ATP binding. Gene Ontology annotation, cellular component: synaptic vesicle membrane; synaptic vesicle. Bases 109 to 1689 code for a protein of 526 amino acids. Lineage: Eukaryota; Metazoa; Chordata; Actinopteri; Cypriniformes; Cyprinidae. The record is from RefSeq and is a predicted model, not a curated record.